Molecule: messenger RNA, 857 nt
Organism: Octodon degus (degu)
Lineage: Eukaryota; Metazoa; Chordata; Mammalia; Rodentia; Octodontidae
Gene: Rps3
Product: ribosomal protein S3
Exons: 7
Coding region: 433-786 (117 amino acids)
Biological process (GO): translation; positive regulation of apoptotic signaling pathway
Cellular component (GO): nucleus; cytosolic small ribosomal subunit
Molecular function (GO): structural constituent of ribosome
Source: RefSeq, a predicted model, not a curated record
CUCAUUUCCGCUGCCGAGUCACGUCCUUUCCCUUCGGAGGCGCGCAGUGGAAAGAUGGCGGUACAGAUCUCUAAGAAGAGGAAGUUUGUCGCUGACGGCAUCUUCAAAGCUUAACUGAAUGAGUUCCUCACUAGGGAGCUGGCUGAAGAUGGCUACUCUGGCGUUGAAGUCAGAGUUACACCCACCAGGACAGAAAUCAUCAUUUUGGCCACCAGGACACAGAAUGUUCUUGGUGAGAAGGGCCGGAGGAUCCGCGAGUUGACUGCUGUUGUGCAGAAGAGGUUUGGCUUCCCUGAGGGCAGUGUAGAGCUUUAUGCUGAAAAGGUGGCAACGAGAGGUCUCUGUGCCAUUGCCCAGGCGGAAUCUCUGCGUUACAAACUCCUAGGAGGGCUUGCUGUGCGGAGGGCCUGCUAUGGUGUGCUGCGGUUCAUCAUGGAGAGCGGAGCCAAGGGCUGUGAGGUCGUGGUGUCUGGGAAACUCCGCGGACAGCGGGCUAAGUCCAUGAAGUUUGUGGAUGGCCUGAUGAUCCACAGUGGGGACCCUGUCAAUUACUAUGUUGACACUGCUGUGCGGCACGUGCUACUCAGACAGGGUGUGCUGGGUAUCAAAGUAAAGAUCAUGCUGCCCUGGGAUCCAAGUGGUAAGAUUGGCCCCAAGAAGCCUCUUCCUGACCAUGUGAGCAUUGUGGAACCCAAAGAUGAGAUCCUGCCCACCACUCCCAUCUCGGAGCAGAAGGGUGGGAAACCAGAGCCGCCUGCCAUGCCCCAGCCGGUCCCUACUGCCUAACAGGUUGUUCCUGGCAGCAGUAUCUGAAAAUACUGCUGUGUGGAGACAUUUAAUAAAUUUUGCACAAAGAC